Molecule: messenger RNA, 477 nt
Organism: Serendipita indica DSM 11827
Lineage: Eukaryota; Fungi; Basidiomycota; Agaricomycetes; Sebacinales; Serendipitaceae
Source: the annotation of a GenBank genome assembly
AUGGAUCAAUUUUACAAGACAUAUGGCUGGAGGUCGAUGCGCUGGGGCGAUUACUCGGACGACUACCACACCUUUGUUCUCGAGUGGUCCCCCGACUUUAUGUGGACGUACGUUGACAAGCGGACGUCUCGCAUUCUCGACAUGCGCUUCAACAAAAAGUCGUUCUUUGAGCGUGGAGACUUUCCGCCGACAAUCUUGAAUAAUACCAACGUGCCGGUCGUGCUCACCAAUCCAUGGGCGGGCGGAACGCGUGCGGCACCGUUUGACAAGCCGUUUUACCUCGCCCUCACGCUCGGUGCUGGUGGGACGGAUGGGUGGUUCCAGGAUAAUGAGGGAGGAAAGAUGUGGUACGAUGGCUCGUCGAGUGCGAUGCUUGACUUUGCGAAUAACAAGGACAAGUGGCAUUCGACCUGGUCAAAGGAUAAUUCUCGACGGGCAUUUGCCAUUGAUUAUGUCAAGAUGUGGUCCAAGUGCUAA